AUGGUUAUCCUCAAUCAUACCAAACAACGAUCUUCAUCUUCUUCACCAAUUCAUGGUCAUAAGUAUAAGUAUGACGUAUUUUUAAGCUUUUGCAGUAUGGACACAGGGGUAUAUUUGAAACCAGGAUGGGAGAGUGCCAUUAAAGCAUCUAGGGCUUCUGUUGUAGUGUUGUCGACGAAUUAUGCUCAUUCACAAUGGUGCCUUAAUGGAUUGGCACUUAUCCUCGAGCAACAUUCGACAGUUAUCCCCAUCUUUUAUCAUGUUGAGCCCAGUUUCUUUGAAGAUGCGAUGGCUGGGUUUAGACGUGUGAUGGAGGCAAUGACAAAUGAAGAUAAAAGAAGUCGAUUGGCUGAAAAGAUUGACAGGUGGAAUAAAGCAUGUACACAAGUUGCUACAUUAAAAGGGAUGCAAUUAGGUUUCGAUCGGCGAGAGACAGAGUUUAUUCAAGAUUUUGUUAAGUACAUCUACCGUAGAUUACGCAUAUCCACAAGGAGUCCUCUGCCACUAGACCGGAGGUUUCAUCGAAAGAUGAAACAACCAAAUAUCCUCAAAUUCCCUUUACACACCAUAAAAAGUUGUACCCAAGACUUCAAUGAAAGAAAUAUCAUUGGGAAGGGUGGAUACGGAAGGGUCUACAAUGGAAUCCUCACCUGGGGAGAUCAUGUAAACGAGCAAAUUGCUGUAAAACGGCUAGAUGUCACUAAUGGUCAAGGUAACAAGGAGUUCCGCACUGAGCUCACAAUGCUUUCACAGUAUCAGCACAACAACAUUGUAACCCUUUUAGGGUUUUGUGAUGAUAACAAGGAAAUGAUCCUAGUUUACGAAUAUGCAAGCCAUGGAAGCCUUGACACACAUUUGCGUAACCCUUCGGCUGGACUUUCAUGGCCACAACUUCUCAAAAUAUGCAUUGAUGUUGCUUCUGCAUUGGACUAUCUUCAUAAUCAAGUCGCAGAAAAGCACAGAAUAAUACACCGUGAUAUAAAAAGUGCAAAUAUUUUGUUGGACCAGAAUUGGAAUGCAAAACUUGGGGAUUUUGGGUUGGCUAGGAUAGGACUAGCAAAUCAACAAAACACCAUAGUGAUCACUAACCCUGCCGGUACACAUGGUUAUUGUGACCCACAAUACGAAAGAACAGGUUCAUUAACAAAAGAAUCGGAUGUCUACUCUUUUGGUGUUGUUUUGUUUGAAGUUUUGUGUGGAAGGUUGGCGUGUGUUCUAAGUUACCAUGAUGAGCGUCGGUUCCUUCAUCGAUUUGCUCCAACUUGCUACAAAAAUGGUGAGCUAGACAAGAUAAUUCAUCCAAAAGUAAGGAAAGACAUCAAACCAAAAGUGUUGCGCAAGUUCUCAGGUAUUGCUAUGCGAUGCUUGCAUGAAACUCGGGAAGAACGACCUACAAUUGUUGAGGUUGCGUCCCAACUUAAGAAGGCCAUGAAAAUGCAAGUGACAUCCUCUAGGAUGUGUUAACUCGGACACUACCUCCUUCAUGACAUUGAUUAUCAACUCCCAUGAUGCUCGGGAUUCGAAGUCUAGUUUCAGUUUAGGUUGUUCAAUGUUUCUAUAAUCGAUGC
This is a messenger RNA of Lactuca saligna, 1568 nucleotides long. The record is from the annotation of a GenBank genome assembly. NCBI's taxonomy places the organism in Eukaryota, Viridiplantae, Streptophyta, Magnoliopsida, Asterales, Asteraceae.